AGAUGGUAGUACGUAGUCAAUAUGUAUCGGCAUACCUGACGCGGCCGUUUAAUUAUCUCUGUUAAUUUUAACAACGCUAUCGGUUGUGACUUUUUAGUGUGCUUGAUAAGCUAUGUCAAGCAGUGGGAGAGUACGAAGUCGGCGCGUAACAGUAGGUGAACAAUCCGUCAUUCGUAACAAAGACUCUUUACAAAGUUGCGUAAGAAGUGGAAAUUGUAAUUAACGACUGUUCUUCUCUUUCACGCAGUUUAGAGGAGAACUCGGGCACACCUUCAUGGAAUUUGUGUGCAACAGCGGUGACUACUGCCAGGCACAGCAUCUCAACUAAGGAGUCAUACUUUUUAGAUGGAUUAAAAUAAACGCUCUUAUUCAGAAAAAAAAGAAAUCGUCGAUUGCCUUAUUCACUGCUGCCAACGAAAUUUUUGUCUGCACAAUAAUUUUUUUGCUGGUAAAUUGCAUUUUUUGAAGAAAAAACGCGAAAGUAUGGUGGCCAGACUUCCUGAACCGACUUUAAUUACUCAUAAGAACAUGAAGUUCUACAUAACUAAUUGUCCCAAAGAGGACGGGUUAGACAGCUACAUACAGGACUUGAAGAGAGUCGGUGUGCGCGACUUAGUUCGAGUUUGUCCGUCAGCUUAUUCUAAGGAGCCUAUUCAAGCUCAAGGAAUAAAUGUCAUUGACUGGCCAUUCGACGACGGAUAUCCGCCACCCGAAAAGAUAGUGGAUCAGUGGUUUGAUUUAUUAAAAAAUCGAUUCAAAAAUGAUCCAGGAUCCUGUGUGGCUGUUCACUGCGUCGCAGGAUUAGGACGUGCUCCAGUUCUUGUAGCUGUUGCUUUGAUUGAAUGCGGAAUGAAAUAUGAAUCCGCUGUAGAGAUGAUCCGAGCGCAAAGACGUGGGGCAAUCAACGCUAAUCAGCUGGAGUUUUUAAAGAAGUAUCGUCCAAAAGGCCGGCUUAAAGCCAACGGAAAGCAGUGCUGCAUAAUGUAA
Messenger RNA from Dimorphilus gyrociliatus, 987 nucleotides. NCBI's taxonomy places the organism in Eukaryota, Metazoa, Annelida, Polychaeta, Dinophilidae. The record is from the annotation of a GenBank genome assembly.